AUGCACAGAAGGCAUAAACCCAGUGCUCCAGAACACAAGAGGGAUUUUGCAGCUCAUGGAGGAGCCCCAUCCGUGCCCCACAAUGAGAUGCGCUCUUUUUUCAACUUUUCACAGCUCGUGCUCUCUGCUGGCCAUCUCAGAUCACCACCAGUUCUCAAACAUUCAAAAGUUACUUACUUUGAAGUGGAAAUCCUUGAUGUGCAAAGCAAGAAGCAGAUCUGCAUUGUGGACAAGGUACCUCCAUCAUCUACCCUUCUUGAUGUGAAACACAAAUUUCACAAAGCAUGUCCCCAGUGGUACCCUUCCCGUGUUGGCCUGCAACUGGAACGCAAUGGGCCCUAUUUGAAGGAUUCCAUUAGCAUUCAAAGCCUUGCAGUUUCUUCCAUCAUCACGCUGUAUUUUACAGACCUGGGUCAGCAGGUCAGUUGGACCACAUUUUUUCUAACAGAAUACACCGGGCCUCUUCUAAUAUACCUGCUCUUUUACAUUCGCCUCUCAACUAUAUACGAUCAAGUGGAAAGCACGAAGAACUUUCGCCACCCAGUGGUACACUUGGCCUGCUUCUGCCAUUGUUUACACUAUACCAGACAUCUUCUGGAGACGUUAUUUGUCCACAAGUUUUCCGGAGGGCACACUCCUCUGAAAAAUAUGAUAAAGGGCUGUGCCUUUUACUGGGGAUUCACUUCUUGGAUUGCAUACUACAUCAACCACCCACGGUAUACACCACCAUCAUUUGGCCACAGACAAGUUUCUUUUGCUGCCCUUACUUUUCUGAUGUGUGAAGCUGGAAAUCACUUUAUCAAUGUAGCUUUAGCUCAGCAAAAUCAUUCAGGAAGCAAAGCCUGUUUUCCAAGUCCUACCUACAACCCUUUCACAUGGCUCUUCUUGCUGGUAUCCUGUCCCAACUACACGUACGAGGUUGGGUCCUGGAUUAGUUUCACAGUGAUGACACAAACGCUGCCAGUUGGCAUUUUUGCUUUCCUGAUGGUCAUCCAGAUGUCUCUCUGGGCCAAAAAGAAACACAAGCUGUAUCUGAAGAGAUUUUAUCCAGAGGUGCGCAGAAAAGCAGCUAUGAUUCCUGUCAUCUUCUAAGCUCUUCACAAGAGCUGAAGCCUAAAUGUAUAGUUCAGUAACUGGCGCUGAACAGAAACAAGCCAUUUCAUUCAGUAAUCAAAGUCAGUCUAAGAAAGAGUUACUGAGUAUCUUUUUCAGAAAAUUAACAGAUCAAAAAUGAAGAGCUUUUAAUUAAGUGCAAAGAAUGUGGCUUUUCAAUUCUUGGUUCCUGCUAAAAGAUACGAUUUAAUUAGAUUUUGUGUAAUGGAGCUAAUUGGGAAGGGACAAGAAAAUUGCUCAUGUUGAAUGUUAGGAUAGAUAUUUAGCUGUUGUAAGCAGGCACAGAUUCUGUUAAAAUUAACAGAGUACGGCUCACCUGCAUGCAUUCCGGUCUGGUGAUUUUAAGAUUCAAUGUUAGAUGUUGACCAGAUUCUCUGUCUUUUGCAUCAGAUGAUGUUUCACAGCCUUAUUUUUAUUAAGCUGCACAGAAACAGCACGUUCUGCUUCAGCUCCUCUAAAGCAUCACAUCAAAGAAUGGCUGGUGUGCUGUUAACACAGUUUAGUACAGCUUUACAAGGUUCCCCUCCCCUUUUUUUAAUUGAAUCUGAUAGCAAAUUGUUCAAUAUAAAUUUGCUUAAAGUGAUCACCGCAGAGAGGUCUGGUUUUCUUUUAUUUUCAAGUAGGCAGAUCAGCCUCGUCAUCGCAGGAGAGGCCUGUGUGUGAGGUGCUUCCCAUCUUGCCACUAAUUUUCUGAGUGGCCUUGGGUACAUCAUUUAUGUCCAAAAUGAGUCCUCCAUCCCCCAUUCCCACACUGAACAGUCCUGGAAGCAGCAGGCAGCUUUCUGAAGCAAGCAGCAUGUUAUGAUCCUCUUGUUCAGUGCCCCACCACAGCUGGGCAUUAUUCAUCUUAGUCGUGCCACCCCUGGGCACAAGGUGACCCUGAGCAGAGGUUGCUCUCAAAAGGGAAGGGGGUCCUGACAAAAAUGCAUUUCAGUCCCUGUCUGAACUGCCUCAGAUGGACAUUGCUGAACACCUUCAGCUCCCUUCAAUUUGAUCACUCAGUUCUCUCUGCUGUUUUGCUUGCCAGGGCAUUAUUUUUUAAGGUAUUCACUGGGCUUGUUAUUCAAGCCCCUGAAAAUUCUGUUUAGCUCCAUUUGCAAAUCAGUGGCACCUUUGUGCAGAAGCAGAAUUUUUAGCAAUUUCAGUUACAGAGAGCAAAAGGACCCAAAUUGGUCUAGCAAGUAUUAAUGCCUUAACUCCCCAUAUGUUAAAUCCAGUUUUCAUGCUACUUCUAUUGCAUGUCUUUCCUCUCCCUUAGGCCAGCAAAAAUCUUGCCUGAAGAACUUCAUUAGAGAAAUACCAAAGUACAGAAGCAAAGCAGGGCAGUCUGGCCUCCUAAAGGCACCAGUAUCGUAGCUCCAGCUCAAGUGCUCUACCAAAGUUAAUCUGCUCAAUAAAUUGGGUUCAUAUCCCUCUUCUGACGUCUAAUUUAGAGGCUUGCAACACUCAUCCUAUUAGCCACAGGAGCAAUGACCUAUGUUUGUUGAUGGUGCUACUAGAAAUGUGCAAGUGAAACAGUAGCCAAGAUGCAAGGAAUACUUCAUCAUUUUUUCCUGCCCAAAUAGGCAGAUAAAAUGUGCUUGUAACUAAACAAUUUGGAAAGAUGCUGUUAGCAGCCCAAGAAUGCCCCUGCACCUUGGCCUUACUUUCAGAACCAUCGACAGGAAUCCGGUAGAGCUGUACAGCGUGACAGGGUCUAGCAAGUAACUCCUGUGUACCUGCAAUAACUCCGUUUCAUCUGGGUAAUGUAAAUAAAUCACCUUCCAUAUAUUUUAACUUCUAACCUGUGAACACCUGGAUUUUUUUUCUUUCUCUCAAUGGAAAACCACAAUAAGCACCCAGUUCCCCAACCCCGAUUGUUAAUAAAGAUCUAUUUUA
Molecule: messenger RNA, 2991 nt
Organism: Dromaius novaehollandiae (emu)
Lineage: Eukaryota; Metazoa; Chordata; Aves; Casuariiformes; Dromaiidae
Gene: TECRL
Product: trans-2,3-enoyl-CoA reductase like
Exons: 12
Coding region: 1-1092 (363 amino acids)
Biological process (GO): very long-chain fatty acid biosynthetic process
Molecular function (GO): oxidoreductase activity, acting on the CH-CH group of donors
Source: RefSeq, a predicted model, not a curated record